UUUCUUUCUAGCUGUCAUUGAAGUGAAUCAUCAGGAUAAGUAGCCAGCUCGGAGCAUUCCUCCUCAGUUGUGUUAGAACUUGCUGGGGGUCCCCGAGAACCAGCAGAGGUGUGUGCUGGCAGCAUUUCAACACAGGGAAGGAGAAGACAGACCAGAGCCCGAGGAUCCGAGGGUCCUCGAGGUGAAUUUCCAGCUGUGCUACCGGAACACUAGCCCAAUCUGACGCCUUCCGGCAGAAGAGGUGGCUUGUUUUCCGUGAGCCUUGAGGACAAUUAUAGUGAUCCAUACGUGAAACUUUCAUUGUAUGUAGCAGAUGAGAAUAGAGAACUUGCUUUGGUGCAGACAAAAACAAUUAAAAAGACGCUGAACCCAAAAUGGAAUGAAGAAUUUUAUUUUAGAGUAAAUCCAUCUAAUCACAGACUCCUCUUUGAAGUAUUUGAUGAGAACAGAUUGACACGAGACGACUUCCUGGGACAGGUGGACGUGCCCCUUAAUCAUCUCCCGACAGAAGACCCAACCAUGGAGCGACCCUACACGUUUAAGGACUUUCUCCUCAGACCAAGAAGUCAUAAAUCUCGAGUUAAGGGAUUCUUGCGAUUGAAAAUGGCCUAUAUGCCAAAAAACGGAGGCCAAGAUGAAGAAAACAGUGAGCAGAGGGAAGACAUGGAGCACGGGUGGGAAGUCGUGGACUCAAAUGACUCAGCUUCUCAGCACCAGGAGGAGCUUCCUCCUCCUCUGCCCCCUGGCUGGGAAGAGAAAGUGGACAAUUUAGGUCGGACCUACUACGUCAACCACAACAACCGAUCCACUCAGUGGCACCGACCGACACUGAUGGAUGUGUCCUCCGAGGCGGACAGCAACAUCCGGCAGAUCAACCAGGAGGCGGCCCACCGGCGCUUCCGCUCCCGCCGGCACAUCAGCGAGGACCUGGAGCCCGAGCCCUCCGAGAGUGGAGAGGGCCCAGAGCCUUGGGAGACCAUUUCAGAAGAAGCAGCUAUCGCUGGAGACUCCUCCCUCAGUCUGCCGCUGCCCCCACCACCUUCCUCCCCAUCCUCUCGGACCAGCCCUCAAGAGCUGUCUGAAGAACUAAGCAGAAGGCUUCAGUUCACUACGGACUCCAAUGGGGAGCAGUUUGGUUCUUUGAUUCAGAGGGAGCCCUCUUCGAGGUUGAGGUCGUGCAGUGUCACCGAUGCGGUCGCGGAGCAGGCUCACCUACCACCGCCCAGUGCCCCAACUAGGAGAGCGCGUUCAUCAACUGUCACAGGUGGUGAGGAGCCAACGCCAUCAGUGGCCUACGUGCACACCACGCCGGGCCUACCUUCAGGCUGGGAAGAAAGGAAGGAUGCUAAGGGACGCACAUACUAUGUCAAUCAUAACAAUCGAACCACCACUUGGACUCGGCCUAUCAUGCAGCUUGCAGAAGAUGGUGCAUCUGGAUCUGCCACAAACAGUAACAACCAUCUAAUCGAGCCUCAGAUCCGCCGGCCUCGUAGCCUCAGUUCGCCAACAGUAACUUUAUCUGCCCCACUGGAGGGUGCCAAGGAUUCACCCAUACGUCGGGCUGUGAAAGAUACCCUUUCCAAUCCACAGUCCCCACAGCCAUCACCUUACAACUCCCCCAAACCACAACACAAAGUCACACAGAGCUUCCUGCCACCGGGCUGGGAAAUGAGGAUCGCGCCGAACGGCCGGCCCUUCUUCAUUGACCAUAACACAAAGACUACAACAUGGGAAGAUCCACGCCUGAAAUUUCCAGUACAUUUGCGAUCGAAGGCACCUUUAAACCCCAAUGACCUUGGCCCUCUGCCUCCCGGGUGGGAAGAAAGAAUCCACUUGGAUGGCCGAACAUUUUAUAUCGAUCAUAAUAGCAAAAUAACUCAGUGGGAAGACCCAAGACUGCAGAAUCCAGCUAUUACUGGCCCGGCGGUUCCUUACUCCAGAGAAUUUAAGCAGAAAUAUGACUACUUUAGGAAGAAAUUAAAGAAACCUGCUGAUAUUCCAAAUAGAUUUGAAAUGAAACUUCACAGAAAUAACAUUUUUGAAGAGUCCUAUCGGAGGAUCAUGUCUGUGAAAAGACCAGAUGUCCUAAAAGCUAGACUGUGGAUUGAAUUUGAAUCAGAGAAAGGUCUCGACUAUGGGGGUGUGGCCAGAGAAUGGUUCUUCUUACUGUCCAAAGAGAUGUUCAACCCCUACUAUGGUCUCUUCGAAUACUCCGCAACGGACAACUACACACUUCAGAUCAACCCCAAUUCAGGCCUCUGUAAUGAAGACCAUUUGUCCUAUUUCACUUUUAUUGGAAGAGUGGCUGGUCUGGCAGUAUUUCAUGGGAAACUUUUAGAUGGUUUCUUCAUUAGACCGUUUUACAAAAUGAUGCUGGGAAAGCAGAUAACUCUGAAUGACAUGGAAUCUGUGGAUAGUGAAUACUACAACUCUUUGAAAUGGAUCCUAGAGAAUGAUCCCACUGAACUGGACCUCAUGUUCUGUAUCGAUGAAGAAAACUUUGGGCAGACAUAUCAAGUGGAUCUGAAGCCCAAUGGGUCUGAAAUAAUGGUUACAAAUGAAAACAAAAGGGAAUAUAUUGACUUAGUCAUCCAGUGGAGGUUUGUGAACAGGGUCCAGAAGCAAAUGAACGCCUUCUUGGAGGGAUUCACAGAACUGCUUCCUAUCGAUUUGAUUAAAAUUUUUGAUGAAAAUGAGCUGGAGUUGCUGAUGUGUGGCCUCGGCGAUGUGGACGUGAAUGACUGGAGACAACAUACUAUCUACAAGAACGGCUACUGCCCAAACCACCCUGUCAUUCAGUGGUUCUGGAAGGCUGUGCUGCUGAUGGACGCUGAGAAGCGUAUCCGGUUGCUGCAGUUUGUCACGGGGACGUCCCGAGUACCUAUGAAUGGAUUUGCUGAACUUUAUGGUUCCAAUGGUCCUCAACUGUUUACAAUAGAGCAAUGGGGGAGUCCUGACAAACUGCCCAGAGCUCACACAUGCUUUAACCGCCUUGACUUACCUCCAUAUGAAACCUUCGAAGAUUUACGAGAGAAACUUCUCAUGGCUGUGGAAAACGCUCAAGGAUUUGAGGGAGUGGAUUAAGCGCCCCUGCCUCGGGUGGUGGUUCGUCCAGCAAGUCCUGCUUGCACUUUUGCAUUUGCCUAACGGACUUUGCAGAGACGAUGGCAGGGAGCAUUGCACAGCAUGGCUCCUGGAGCAGAGCCUUCGCCCGUGACUUGCCCAAGUCCAGACGUGGGAACCCAGUCCCAGGUCCCGUUUCUGCAUUUUCCACCGUGAAUUAUCAUCUGGUUGAUGUGUACACUAAUUACAUUUCAGGAGGACUUAAUUCUAUUUAUGUUGUGCCUCUAUAGGCAAAGCCCUUAAUAAAUAUUUUGCAUACUUUAUAAUGACAAUGAAUGGAAUUAAUCACUCUACAGGUAUAGUAUUACAACUCAUGUUUACUUUUUGAAAAUGAUUUAGACCGAUUUUCCGAUUUCAUUUCAUUACAAUUAAAGAUGUCUCAUGUACUUGGAAAAGUGAGCAUAUAUUUUUUUUGUAUUUGACUUUGAUGCCAGGUUUAAUGUCUGUGACAUUUUUGCUUUUGAAGUACUUUGACACCCCUACGCUCGACUUUAUUAGAACUGGAAGACUGGUUUAUGUCCAAAUCGUUCUUACAGACAAGUACUUUGAGAGCAUUUAAAGUAUAACAUUAGGCAUAAUGAUAAUUUUUUCCAUACUCAAAAUGAAAACAAAGUGGAUAUUAGAUUUUUUUGUACAAAUUUAGCAUAAUCGCUACAGGCUGGGAGAAUUGUACCAUAGCAUGACAAAUUUUGUGUUGACUGGAAGGAAUCACACCAUUAUUCCCUAAAGUACUCACAGGUGUUCUAACACAUUUGAGAUGGGGUUGGGCAGUCAUUUCUUAUAGGAGAAAUUACUUAACCCUUUCUGAUGCUGUACUUUAUCUUUUAUUAUAUUUCCCUCUUUGCUGUUCUGGGCAGAGACAUUUAUUUGAAUGAAACUCGGCACUGCCUGAUCUGAAACUGGAAACCAGAUCUGUCUAGUCUCCUGUUGUACGCGUUUGCUGAUAAUUGCUAGAUCACAGUUGUUCUAACUGCACCAAUUCCGAAGGCACUUUAUGUACUACGUGGAGGUCAUACCUGGUUUGGUUUGUGUUUUGUUUCUUGUGGACAUUAAAUCUGAUGAUUAUUUCUCUCCCUGCACACAUCUUUCUGGUGCCAUACCUGUCAACAGUGAAUCUGGCUGCUGGUGUAUAGAACCUGGCUGUGAAGCUAAGCUGACAGACCUGUCCUCGCCGAUCAUUUUUUGAUUUCUGCUCAGAGAUGGGUUUAAUACGCACGCGGUUGAACCAGCUUUGUUCCCUGUGGUGUGUUGCAUGCUGCUUCCGUGCUGUGGGCUGCCUGUGUCUGUCAUGUGCCAGAUGAAACCCUCUGUGGCCAGGCUGUCGCGCUGGUUGGGGGGCAGGGUGGAGGAUGUGUGCACAGUGUGAUCCUUUGCUGCUGUAAUUCCUGGUGCAGAAUUCUGUUUUGAGAGAUCACCUGAGGCAGUGUGGGAGUUCAGCCCUGCUGGCCUUCUUACUCUGUGAGGUCCUAGACCCUGCGGUGGUUACCAGGGAACACUAGAGAUCUGAUCUCUCGCCAGUCAUAAAUAAGACAAAAAUGGUGGCUUUAGGGCCUCUGUUUGUUAUGCAAGAAGGACCUUUUGGUGGAAGAAAUUCUGUUUUGUGGCUUGUGAGAAGCUGUGUGUCUGUGGUUGUAAAUGAGCUAAAGUCCACGGUGUCUAAAGAAGGUGGGUUUCUGCCAAGCUGAGGACUGGCUCCCUUUACAUAUUGACUUUAAAGUACCUAAUAGUGAUCAGAAAACGUAGAUCCUGAGUAAUUAGGGAGAAAAAACCACAGUGUUGCUCAGUAUUUUUAUUUGUUGGUGGGAAUCUCCCCCCGCCCCCAACAAAUGUCUCAGUGGCAAAACCCCUUCUUACAGUCCCUCCUUGUCCAGGGUCAGCUUUCUUUGUCAGACUUGUGCCAGAGCCUGGGUGAGCAGCGUGCUGGGUGGGUUCUGAGAGUGAUCAUGUGACUGGAGGGGAAGAAAUCCAGCAAUUCUGGCAUAAAGACUGGGGGUCUUCUAUCACUUUUAAAUUAUAUAUUCAAAAUCAGAGUAUUUGUUAAAUGCAAGUUAGACAAAGUAUUAAAAAUAUGAAAGAAAAAAAUCACUCUAAGAUAAUCUGUAUACCAGGAACAGAUGAGAAUUAUCCACAUAUUGCCCCUAUAAAUAUUUCAAUAGCAGUGAUUGUGAAUGACAGUUCAGUUCAUCUAUUCCUUAAUAUCUGAUUUCAAUAACAGCUCAAUAGUGCUGGGUUUGAGAUUCAUUUUUGCUUGUUUGUAAUCCAAAUAAGGUUCCUUAGUUCUCAACAAUUCUGUGUUUCACUCCUUGUUGAAAGUAGUCAUAUCUCUUGUUUCCUCUAAAUCUUGACCACUCUGCGUCAUCUUCGGGACGUAAUGACAGCAGGCAGUAAAGAAAGCAUGUCAGGUGAGGAGCGGAAGGCUGGGUCAUUCCAUGGGCCUCCACCGCUCUGGUCAGCAGCCUGCGUCACCCUUUCUAGGUGUCCCCAGCAGUGACCCUGCUCCGGAGUCCAGGGAGCCUCUGUUUCCUUAGAAAUCACUUGAAUCCACAUGUGUGUGUUAGUUCCUAGAAGGCAUGGUUAUCAUGGGCCGGUUUGCCUUGAGUUUAGGAGGUAAGUUCCCCCGUUUACAUACUACAUGUUGAAGGUCUGUGAACAUCAGUUAUCACAACCGUCUGUUCUGGCUGUUUCUCUUCCUGCCUCUUGUUGACCUGGAGAUCAAUUAGGAAGGUCCUCCUGGUGGGAUUAGCUUCAGGGGCUGUGCUGCCUGGGGAAAAGGAAACAACGAGCCUUUGUCUGUUUGGAAGUUGUGUCUGUGUUCCCCGUCAGCGCUCUUCUCUCUAGUUCCCCAAACAUUUCCAUUAUUUACCUUCCUGUAGCCAGGCCUCUGCCAGGUCACAGUGUGAGAUGCCUCUUUGUUGUUUCCAGGGCCCCCUGGUAGCUAACAUCAGGUAUUCCCUAAGCGUCAGGUGACCAAUGCUAUCAAGAGACCUGACACGGAUUAUUCCUCCCGCCUUCUGAAAAGUGGUUUGCAAAACAUUUGAAACACUUUCUCCAUCUCACAUUGUUAAGAUAAAAAUAGACAGCAUGUACUAUUGCUGUUUGAUCUUGCCAGGUCCAAAUUGGCUCCCUUAAAAGCCAAGUUCAUAUGCAACAAAUUACUAAUUGUUCUAACAAUUGCUAAUUGCUAAACACUUGACUAGUAUUUUCCUAAGUCUUAUCUCUCAGCUCUGAAAUUUUAAAACCUAGAAAAUGAGCCUGGGUUAAACAAUUCUCGAUCUCCUGCCUACUGUGCUAGCUGUCCUUCCUUUGCCUCUUUCCUCCUCACCCAGAGUCUGCACCCCUGGACUGACAGGGAGGGGAGGGACGUGCAGUCUGGUGUCGUUUUCCGCCUUGCCAAUAGGGGGUGCUACUGUGCAGGGUAACUGCCUGGUCUGCUCCCUUCCUGACCCCAGGAGAUCACUACCUCUCUGGCAUCCAGGCUUUGGGAUACAUCCUGAUAAGUCAAAACUGCCAAUUUCAGGUCUGAGAAGUGUUUUUAAAAAUCCUUACAAACUUCACUUUGUACUUUAGAUUUUAAAACUGGGAAGAAAAUGUGAUAUACUUUGGACCACUUUUUUUUUUUAAUUUAUCUAAGCCUUAAUGAACAGUGUAUAUACCCUUGCAUAUGUCUACACACACACACACACACACACACACACACACACACGAGAGUUUUCAGUGUGUCAGAAAAUGCCGUAGCAUUAGGACGUGAGCUGUAUAAUGUUUUAUAGAAAAGGAGAGCUUUCUGUGUGAACUUUUCCAAGAAAACCUCUCAUCAGACAUCUCUCCAUCUUUAAAGGUGUAACGCGCGGCAAUGCAUGUUUAAAAUGCAUGUCUUUCUGUUGGUUAGUCUGUUUGUAAGGAGCCACAAUAGGACUCCAACGACAUUGGCCACAGACCUCUGUGAAUUGCGUUCUCAGCCUUGUACCUGUGCAUCGCCAGCCUUUCUCGUGACCGUGACCCUGUGUCUGCAGACAUCUGUGUUCCCAUAGAAGCCAGUUUGCAGCUCCUACUGAGACUGAUUUCACCUAGAUUGUCACGGUUUCCUUCAUGUAAUAGUUCUGCGUAACUUUGUUCUUUCUCUACUAUGUAUGUAAAAUAUUUAUAUACAAAUAUGCAUACAUAUGCUGUCCAAAUAUAUAUGUAUAUAUUUGUAUAGCAUUUUUACGCCUUUCUUGAGCAGUCUGGUUUUGAAAGGGAGUGAGAGCUUAGUUCCUUCUGGUUUUCUCCAAGCUGUACCCUGAGAAUUCUGACCCUCGGAGCCAGAGAGAACCCCCCCCCAAGAUGAUGUUAAUAUGCUGUCAUUUAUUCAGGAUCGAUUAUCAAAUGAAACAUGAAAAAAACACAGUGACAUUGAAGGUGAAAAGAGUUUCAAGCAUUCCAAAUGAAUUCUCAGUGUUUCAUAACUUUGUCUGAUAAACCCACCACCUGAAAAA
This is a messenger RNA of Myotis brandtii (Brandt's bat), 7595 nucleotides long. It is a transcript of the gene NEDD4L, whose product is annotated as neural precursor cell expressed, developmentally down-regulated 4-like, E3 ubiquitin protein ligase. Bases 520 to 3084 code for a protein of 854 amino acids. Lineage: Eukaryota; Metazoa; Chordata; Mammalia; Chiroptera; Vespertilionidae. The record is from RefSeq and is a predicted model, not a curated record. The transcript has 30 exons. Gene Ontology annotation, biological process: regulation of dendrite morphogenesis; ubiquitin-dependent protein catabolic process. Gene Ontology annotation, molecular function: sodium channel inhibitor activity; protein binding; ubiquitin protein ligase activity.